CCGACCAAUGAGUGCUUUUGAAUGUUUGAAUGAGAAAGGAGUCUCGGUAUCUUUCCAUCAAACAUAACAGAGUAGAAAAGCAUCCAAGUGACAAACUUCGGGAAAAAUUAAGCCUGAAAAUGGCUUUAUCUACCACGGACAUGACAUCGGGGAUUGAUUCCGAGGCCGCUCUGGGAAGUCCUAAUCGAAGCCGGAUAUCCCAGAACCUAAAACUUCGUUUACCAGCAUUAGGUUCAGGUCGGAAAGUCAAGGAAACCGAGGAGGAUUGGCCAAAUUUAGGACAUCCUGAUGAGAUGCUACUCCAAGGGGAUGAGGCUGAGGACAACAAAAAUCUAGGUGUCAUGGAAAUGGAAUCCAUUGCCCAAAGAUUAGCCGGAGAUGGAGAGUUGCAUAAAUUGUUGACCCAUGAAAAGAUGAGGAAUGAAGUUCAUAAAUCUAAUUACGAGAAACUCAAGGCUGAAUUCUUAAAACUGUCUCAUGAGAAUCGAGCCCUUUGCUCAGAGGUGGCAAAGCUAGAAACCAAGAACUCGGUUCAGGAGGACGCGAUUCAAAGUGUUCGGAUAUCCUCCAGCGCAUCCAUUCAAAAACUUCGAGACCAAAUGAAGGCUUUGCUAGUCCAAAUCCCUUCAGAGGCUGAACAUAUUGAUCUGGAAGCCAAAUUAGCUUCCCAAAUGGAGGCAAAAUGGCGUUCUCAUCUCCAGGAAAUUUGUGAAGAGACGGAAGCUCUCAAAUUGAGUGUCCAAAACCUCCUCACAGAGAACCUAGGACUCAAAACUGCCCUCCAUCAUCUUGGAGACGAGUCCGGGAAAGUGCUGGAUGAAUGCCACUUGAAAUACUCGAAGCAGGUCCAAAACCUUCAAUCCUUGAACAAAACCUUGGACUCAAACCGCGGCCCAGAACUAGACAAAUUGCGGAUAGAGGCAACGAAACUGAAUCAGGAGAACCUCAAACUGAGAAGUAAGGUCCAGUUUCUGGAGACAAACCUGGAGGAUAGCGUGGCUACGAUUCGGCACAAGGAUAUUGCCAAUGCACGAAUCAUAACGGAGAGAUCCAAAUCGGAAUCCUUGUCGUCGGGCAAGAUUAGGAAGUUGGACGCCGAGAAAAUGGAGUUGGAGAACAGCUUAAAGAAGAGCCAAAACGAGUUGACCAAGGCCAAAUUGGCCACGCAAGACCAUAUUACAGAGAUCAAUCUCCUCAAGAAUGAAUUGAACUCGCUUAAAAAUCAACUCCUCGAGAAAGAAAACUCACAGUUGUUGAUCCUGAAUCAGCUGAAAGUGAAUAUUGCCAAAGAGAGAAGCUCGCUUCAAACGGAAAUUGACUCCCUGACAAAACGUGUUAAACAUUGGAAAAGUGAGCAAGUUAAAAAGUCCACGGAAAUGGAAAGCCUGAAGCAAGACAUGGAGAAAUUAAGCCGUCAACAAGAUGAGAGCAUGAACACACAAAAGGCCCAUUUUGCCGCCCAAGUUGGCCAGAUGGAGUCCAGAUUAAUGGAGCUUAGCGCCGUAAACAAGAGCUUACAGCGCCAGUUAAGAGCCAAAGAGGUCUCUACUGGAACAUCUUGUGAACACAAUGAGGAAUUCGAAGCCAAGCUGAAAGCUUGGACUUCCGAGCGAUCUAUUCUAGAGGAAAAUUUAGAGCGUUGCCGGCAAGAAAAUUCCAUUCUCACCCAAAAGCAUAAGGAGAUGGUGGUGAACAAUCAAUCUUGUACACAACAAGUAAACGAUCUCAAGUGCCAGAUUGCCCAAUUUCAAAACGAAGCAGCACAAGCCAACUCUCGACGAAAAAUGGAAAAGAUGGAACCUCAUUCCGAAAUGGAAAAAGCCAAGAGACCAUUAGAUCCGCCUGAAACAAAAAUCCCAAAGAAGGAGGACGUGAGAGAAAAUUCAACGCAAACUGAGGAUGCCAUGUUGCUAAAGGAUGACCAAUUGAAAACUCAAUUGCAAGAACUGGAAGCUAAGCACAAGUUGUUCCAAUUGGAAUUAUUUUCAAGACCCAAUAAGCCCAAAGAUACCAUGUUAUGACGAGAGUUGUUCACGUUGCAUUGUGAUUGCAUUUAACUAUAAAAUCACUGAAAAUACUGGUUAUUGACUGGUGUGGCCUUUCUUUGAGACGGUUUCCGCCAUAAAGUUUAUUCUCGCCAUCAAAAUUUGACGAGUGGGAAAUAUGAUCAAGGUCGGUUCAGAAUCGCUCACAUUAAGAAGUGAUUUCUUAAACAUGAAGGACAAAGUUUCUCUAGUCUUGAUUUUGGCCGUUUGUACCAUUGAAACCAAAGCACAAGUCCCAAACGCAACACCCUCUACCGAAUUGCAUCUGGCGGCCUCCGGGACUGACCCAAGUCCAACCGUUGCAAAUUCAGCAUCACCAAAUUCAGAUGAAUCUGACCCAAUCGCAUCAAGUGAAACGGCCUCAAGCUCAACAGAUUCCGAUCAAAACCCAACAGAUCGACCGGCAUCAACAACUCCAACGGCUCCAAUGUCAAGCUUUUCAUCUUCAAUCAUGACGAAUUUAUCCACAACCAAUGACGCGGCCUCAACUCCAAUCGGUUCCAUUGAAACUGUGCCACCACCGAUUGCCCAUAGUUCCACUAUCGUUCCAACAGCAAAUUCGCCCUCCCCAAGUUCCAAUGUAGUGACACCCAUGGCAAAUUCUUCUACACUAAGUUUCAAUAAUGGAGCAUCCACUGUAAAUUCUUCCAUUUCAAGCUCUAGCGCUGAAACAUCCAUACCAAAUUCUUCCAAACCGAGUCAAACAAUCUCAAGUUCAACGACUCCAAUAUCAACAUUGCCCAAUUCAAAGGCACCAACUUUUCCGUCCUUGAACGCCACCAUUCUGACAUUGCCAUCGUCUUUGACUCCAGUUCCAGCCACAACUACAUCUGGGUCAUUUACUCCUAAUUCAUCUACAACUCCUCAUGGUACUUCAUUGGGAACAACAACAACAACAACAACAACAACAACAACAACAACAACAACAACAACAACAACAACAACCCUGACAACAAUGAGAACGACGACGACUCAUCUAAUGUCAACUCCCAAGCAAGCAUCUGUGGUUGACAACGUCAUCUACUUGAUUUGUCAGCUUUGCUUCCAAAUGCGCAAACCAUGUCCCUGCUUUGGACACGAGGAAGGCGUUCGAAUUCAACCUACAAUUAUACAGAAGGGAUCGUCACCUUUCCUGCAAGAUUCCUUUGAUCUAGCUCGUAUUUCCCGAUGCCGAGAUGUUCCUUCAGAAGUCGGCGGAUGUUCCAAUUUUCAAGUGGCAUGGUCCUAUGUGGGAGGCAAUAAAUGCGUUCAGUUUGUCUACAGUGGUUGUGGAUCAUCCAGCAAUGUGUUCCAAUCCAAGCGGCUCUGUCUCCGUACAUGUGGCUUGGAGUCAUCCAUGUUUUAGCUGAGACUAUUUGAAGGCUUUCAAUACCCCCAGAAAGACGUCCAUGCAUGCUUAACGCUUCAUUGUGCGCUUUCAGGACAAGUCGAGUAAGAUACGAACUUGGUGGGGGCGUGGGUUGAACUAAAAUAUGUAUUAAUGAAAGGAAAAGGUAAUGAAUACAAUACCCGAGUCGGUCUUUGAUCUCG
Tigriopus californicus is the source of this 3575-nucleotide messenger RNA. Its product is annotated as myosin-J heavy chain-like. The transcript has 8 exons. The coding region runs from base 30 to 2021 and encodes 663 amino acids. NCBI's taxonomy places the organism in Eukaryota, Metazoa, Arthropoda, Copepoda, Harpacticoida, Harpacticidae. The record is from RefSeq and is a predicted model, not a curated record.